AUGAUGGGAGCUGUAGUCCCGGAAGUGGCUCGGAAGACCUUGGCCGGAUGGAGGAGGAGGCUGUGAGGAAGAGGAAGAUGCCCCGGGACACCCAGGCAGACAAGGAGCUGAGGAUGGAAAUCAGGGAGGACAAAUCCCCACGGCAGAACCUCAUGGAAGAGGCCAUUUUUAGGGGCUCCACAGUGCAGGAAUUCAACAGAAAGGAAAAUCCUCAGAGAUCCUGCAGGAGGAGAGUCUCCAAACCCAGCCCAGGGUGCUCUGAGGAAGAAAGACCCAAACUGUGCCGGGAAGGCGGCCAGAGAUCCAGCCAGGGCUCUGAGCUGGUGGUCCAUGAGCAACUUCAGGAUAGGGAGAAGCCCUACAAGUGCUUUGAGUGUGGGAAGAGCUUCAGCCAGAGCAACCGUCUGAUCCGCCACCAGAUGAUCCACACUGGGGAAUGGGCCUGUGAGUGUGGGAAAUGUGGGAAGGGCUUCAGCUCCAACUCCGACCUUGUUACCCACCAGCGCAUCCACACCGGGGAGAGGCCCUAUGAGUGUCUCCAGUGUGGGAAUAGGUUUCAGACCAGCUCCAGUCUCCUCAUUCACCAGAGGAGUCACACAGAGGAGAGGCCCUUCCGCUGCCCUGACUGCAGGAAGGGCUUCAAGCACAACUCCAACCUCAUCACCCACCGGCGUAUCCACACUGGGGAGAGGCCCUACAAGUGUGGGGAAUGUGGGAUGACCUUCAGCCGGAGGUCCCAACUGAUCAUCCACCAGAUGAUCCACACUGGGGAGAGACCCUACGAGUGUCCCGAGUGUGGGAAGAGAUUUCGGGUCAGCUCUGAUCUCCUCGUGCACCAGCGGAUUCACACAGAGGAGAGGCCCUUCCGCUGCCCCGACUGUGGGAAGGGCUUCAAGCGAAACUCCCACCUCAUCAGGCACCAGCGCAUCCACACCGGGGAGAGGCCCUACAAGUGUCCCGAAUGUGGGAAGAGGUUUCAGACCAGCUCCCAUCUCCUCGUGCACCAGCGGAUUCACACAGAGGAGAGGCCGUUCUGCUGCCCCGAGUGCAGGAAGUGCUUCAAGCGAAACUCCAGCCUUGUCAGGCACCGGCGCAUCCACACUGGGGAGAGGCCCUAUGAGUGUCCCCAGUGUGGGAAGAGCUUCUCUGUGAGCUCUCACUUGAUCAAACACCAACGGAGGCACCAGUAAGGGAAGCUCUUCGAGUGCCCAAGUGCCGGAAUAGCUUUGUGCUGUGACGAGUUCCAGGCCCAAAAGCAUAAACAAGUGUGGCCUGAAGAGAGAAAACAAGAGAGAUGGGACUUAAUCAUCUGAAGCUGUAACUGGACCAUGAACCCCAAUAUGCAGAUGGACCUAAACUUCUAAAAAUGUGAGACCUCGUGAUCAGUUGUCCAUUUUUGUGACCAUUUUCAGUCCACCUUGGGUGUAGCCCUGGCCAGGCUCUUGUACUGCCCCAGGUGUAUCCUUUAAGGCCUUGUAAUAAAUGUUAUUCUUAACUCUGUCCAGCCUCUGUUCUAGGUCAGCCUUCCCAAGGCAUCAGGUGGAAUGGGGUUGGAAAGGGACUGGGUGAAGUGGGAUGCAAAUCAGGAGAGGUGAGAUGGGCAUUGGGUGAGGCAGGAUGGGUGGGAUGGGGAUUGGGAAGUGUGAAAUGGGGGAAAUAGGGCUUGG
Molecule: messenger RNA, 1667 nt
Organism: Poecile atricapillus (Black-capped chickadee)
Lineage: Eukaryota; Metazoa; Chordata; Aves; Passeriformes; Paridae
Product: zinc finger protein 239-like
Exons: 3
Coding region: 48-1190 (380 amino acids)
Biological process (GO): regulation of transcription by RNA polymerase II
Molecular function (GO): DNA-binding transcription factor activity; RNA polymerase II cis-regulatory region sequence-specific DNA binding
Source: RefSeq, a predicted model, not a curated record